Messenger RNA from Echinostoma caproni, 4008 nucleotides. NCBI's taxonomy places the organism in Eukaryota, Metazoa, Platyhelminthes, Trematoda, Plagiorchiida, Echinostomatidae. The record is from the annotation of a GenBank genome assembly.
AUGGAGGAAUGUUUGUUUCGUGGUGUUGCUUGUCGCUUAUUACCCGGAGCCGUUUUUCAUGCGCAUUCAUCAUCGAACGAGGAUUCAUCUGUCUGGUCCGCUCGAGUUCAGCCGAAUGUUGUGAACGAUUUGUUAUCGUGUGGUCCAUCACAUAGACCCGGCGAAACUCAUUUGGUCAUCAAGGCAUUUGCAAAAGUUCCCGAUACCGAACUGUCUUACUCAGUGAAACCGGAGGCACCUUCUUGUUCUUCUUCGUCUUCUGUGGCUUCGUCUUUCUCGUUCUAUGCUUCGGGUCCUCGUAGAGGUGGCCGCUUGCACGGAGAUGAAGAUGAACCUUCGGGUUUCCGUGAACGGGAACCACUGAGUGAAGAACUGUUGCAUCGGGCGUUUGAACUGUUCGAAGAUCCAAUCGAUGUUCAAGCAUGGUGUUUUGGUCUCGCGGAGUACGGUUUGUUCGCCAGUGAAUUCACUCGUGAAUGCUCAUCGUUUCCUGAACAUGAUUGUGCAUUGUGGUCUCUGUCUUUUGACGGAAUGGAAGACAUCAAACUACGCUCGUUCGACCCCUUGAAUCUACAGACAACCGAGGAAACUGAAUUGCCAGAUCCAUGUAAUCUGAAGCAACAGCUUGGUUAUUCUGAUUUAGACAGCUGGGAGGUCGCGCACUACGAACUGCGGGAAUACUUGACAUCACUGGAAGAUCGGUUCACACCGGAUGCGUGUGCAUUACUCACAUACGAAUGCACCUCUCCCGAGUUGUCAACUGCUUUUGAGAAAACAGAACCAUGGGACAAUUUUGGAUUCCCUACAAACGCUUCCCAAUUGAACAUCUGGGAGCCGUUUGUCUGUGAUAAUGCUCUCAAAUCGCGCACCCCACAGAAUACUUCGUAUAUGGCAAAUACAACGGAAAUCAGUUCAUCAUCAGCGGAAUCGUUUCAUGAUGUAUACAAUGAGUUUUCUGUCGAUUUCGACGAGGUGGAUUGGGGUUACGAAUCCGAACCAAUGACUGAGCAAGAAUUACCUCCUAUUACUUUACCACCUGUAACCACCAUGUCAACCACAAGCGGCGGCGUUGCAGUAGCCGGGCUAAAUCUCAAACGUUCCGAAUCGAGUUCAGUAACCAAUGCGCAUACCCAUAUGGAGAAACCAGCUGAUGUUUCCAUUUCCCAAACAGCAACACGCUCGACAUCUUCAGGCCCUAGUUUGAAACGUCGCAAACUGGUCGGAGGUCCUGGUUCUAGAAGAGCAGCUGUCGCAGAACAAGUUCCUCCAUCGCCGUCCACUCUCGAUGAACCCGCUAUUCAUAUGCACAAUCAAGGUGAAGAUUCCGAUGUUUCCAUGGUACCUUCACCAUGUUCUAUAUCUUCCACUUCGCGAGGUGGAGUCAGCACUCGAGAACCUACAUCUGGUGUAACUGGAUCUGGCAUCGCUUCCGGUGGUGGCUUUGCAGGUGGUGCUGUACUUACUGGAAACGUCAACAACAGCACUGGCAACACAAACGGUACAGUUCUGACCACCAUACAUUCACAAUCGGGCAGUGUUAAUGCUGUAACUUUACGCCUACAUAUUCCUCGAGCUACUUACAAUAAGGAAGUUGGAAGUGCUCGGAAUAAUCGUUUGCGGAGGUCAAAUGCAUCAUGUGCGGGUGGUUCAAACGCAGCAGCCGUAGCGGCUAUGGCCACCAGUGCUCAGUUGAACAAAGCUUCCUCCUAUCAAUUCCAAGGUGCUCAGACACCCACUGUGGGUUCUUUCCCUAACCCGGCCACAUUAGCGCGUUACGGUCAUACUUCUCCUGGACGAUCAUUGCACCCGGCCCUUUCAACUCCUUCAUCUCUCUCGGUGCGGUACGGCGUUUCUUCUCAGCCGACUUCCGGUCAACUUGCCAGUCAAGGAAGCAGCACUCAAGCCACCUCCAAUGUCGGUCAGAUUCANGAUUCACGUGGGGAAGCCUUUGGAAUGGCUGCCUGUGUCACCAAAAUUCAGGAUUUACCUUUUGACCUGAGCAGCAAUGCAUCCAACGUUUGCCCCAAUUUCCGUCUGGUGGAGUUCUUUAUGAACAACUAUGUCCCCACUCGUGGUUACCGUGGUGCUCGCCAGUGUCUUCUGAUGCACUCCAGAAUGUUGUCUGUAGUAGCUACUGCUACAGCUGCUCUUGCGAAUGGUGCUUUCAACUUUCCACAAACCGUGUCGGCUCUGGGACUGUUCAGUGGUGAGGAUGGAUCUCUGUCCGCUUCAUCUCCGCUGCACAGCACUGCAACAUCGCAUGGCCCGACCGGCAGAAAGGUUAAAAACAAACUGAAAAGCGCUGCCGCAGCUGCUGCGGGUAUAGCUGGAGCUGCGUCUCAGCAAAGCUCUUUGGCGAGUGGAGCGGCAUCCACUGGUGCGGGCAGUGUACCCGACAGCGCCGUCGCGGUCAGUCGUUAUCGGGCCUACCUUGCUUAUCAGGAGCACAAUAUCAACCCGGACACACUGAUUACACCGGCUAUGGUGAUCAAAAAUAAAGAAGAACGCGAAGCCCGCAUGCGAGCAGAAGCGCUUUCCGCUGCCCAGCUGAGCUCUGCUCCUUCCGCUGCAGUUAGUACGAACAGUGCGAUCACCACAACAGCACCAACUAGUGUCUAUCACCCAUCACAGUCUAUCAUUCAUCCUUCAGACUCGGCACAUCCACAAGCGGGACAGUUGUCGCUACAGCUUGAUUCUGGCGGCUCUGGGAUCGUGGCUACUUUACCAAUGAGUUUGAGCGGCAGUCAUUUGUCAUUCACCCAUGCGAGCAAUCAACGCGGGGCUAGUGUAAUGCUGCCCGUUCGAUGUGGCUUCGGUACCCAUUCGCUGGCUUCAGCAAGCACAGUCAUUUCCCUUGCUCACGUCGGCAGCUCCCAGCAACAACAACAGCGCAUUCUCGGGGGCACUUCUGUUUCGUCCGCUCUCACUCCUGGACAGUUACUUUCCCACUCUUCUAAGCAGCAGCAGCAGCAGCAAGUUUUGAAUCCUACAAUGAGUCGCCUGGCACACUAUGGCAGUAAUAGUGCUCUGGAUUUGAUGGGUGCUGGUCCUGGCAACCAUUCUGUAUCCUCUUCAGGUGUCAUCACGUCAACCGGUACAGAUUCCGACGGAAUGAACAAUACUAGUGCCGCUAAUGUCUCCGGUGGUGUAGCUGUCCCCGUUGAUAAUGGAUCUAGCAAUAUUGUGCUCCCUGCAAGUUGGCGAACUUCGUCUGUCUCGAGAAACUUCGGUGUUCAGAAUUCGCGCAUUUCAUCUCUGUCGUGCAACCAAGUACCAAGUUCUACAGCAAUCCCGGUAACGGGUGCCUACCUCACAACCCAAGUGUCCAAGAGCUCGGUGCCAACUAGCUACUUCUUACAGCAACGACCUCAGUUCUUAUCUACUACCCAGGCUUCCUUACCCAGUCGGAGCAUUUUAACCAGUCAUUCCGGAUCCUCCGGUGCAUCUGCCAUGGUAGUUGGUGGUAAUUACGGGUCAUCUGUCACAUCCCUGCCUCACAUCCUACGUCCCAGGAGCGCUCUUCGGGGAUCUGUCAUCCAACCAGCCUUCGUACGGACCAUAGCUGCCACAAGUACUGCAGCUGUGUCUGUUGUUCCACACACACCCGGUCCCCGUCUGUCCAACAGCAACUUUUCGCACAGUCGAGUCAAUUUGGCGGUCUCGUCCAAUAGUGCCCCAAUCUCUCAUCUUCUUAAUUCCCGUACUACCAUUUCACCCGGUAUUCGCACCCAAUCGUCCGCAAUAUUUCAGCAGCUUCGUCCCGGUAAUCAGGUUGGUUCUGGAUCGGGAAGUGCACCAGUUACCUUCAGUUUCAGUAAUCAGUUGGGAAGUGGCGGCGGCGGCGGCGACGGUCGGCAUUAUGUUAGUCAACAUCAAUCCAUACCGAUUCAUCAAACCAACACCGCAGCACCCAACGUGUUUGGGUCUAUGGGUUCUACCGAUUCUAAUACUGGUAGCAAACUUGAAUCCGACUCAUAUAUGUCACGAAUGCAGCAGCCACCCUCCUGA